AUGGCUUCGACCUUGCUCAAGUGCAGCAUCUGCCCCAAGAGACCAUCCUUUAGCGAUGUCUCCCAUCUUCUUACUCAUGUUGGCUCGAAAGGUCAUUUGUCUCACUUGCACAAACUCCAAGUCCGCAGUCAUCAAGAAAUUUCGGCCGGCCAUGAGCUCGCAACUUAUGACAGAUGGUACCAGCAACAUGGUCUUGGUGAGCUUCUGUCUGAACGCAUGCUUCAGAAAGAAUCCAAGAAAGGGACCAAAAGAGGCCGGUCUACUACUCAACUUCACAUCAAGAACGACCCCGACCAGCAAGAUGGUAAAACAAGGAUCCCAGCUCCAUCCAACCGCCACCCCGCUAUGAAGACCCGACAGCUGCAUCAAAGUCGCCCAACAAGGAAGCUGCAGUUACCGAGUCUCGAUCUUGAUACGGAUGAUAACAGUGAUUAUGACGAGAGUCCAACAAGGCAGAAAGGACGUAAAGCUCGUCGGUUUCGCAAAAGUCCAAUCAAGCGUUCGUGGUCGCUUGAGCAUUCCCAUAGCUCAGAGGCCGACUGCCCUGCCAUCACAGAUCCCAUCACUCCAAAAGCGGGCGAUGAGAGUCCUAGAUUGAAGGGCGUGUUCUGGCAUGGUAUGAAUCUAUUCGAUGCCGCCACAGAAGAGAUGAGGAGAAGGAGGAAUCAAAAGAAAGACGGCUCUGCCCUUAAGAGGAUGGAGAGGACAUCGGAGUUGGUGAUGCCCUCUGAAGCUAUAUACUCACCCGGGGGCACAUGGUUGAAGACUCGCGUCAUCACCGGCAACGUCGACGAGACAAGCCCGCUCAGAGGAGAGACACCAGUCCCCAAGCCUGCUCGGCGACGUCGACCACCACUUGCAGAGAGGGAUAGCAACAUUCCCGGGGCACUGAAUGGAAAAGGCAAAGGAAGGAAGCGCAAACCCCGUGCCCGAGGACUGAAAGAGAUGUCCCAAGAAGCAUCACCCUACCUUCCCAGCUCUCCUGUCGCUGGCUUAUAUCGCCCCGCAUCUCGGUUCGCCCCCACCGAGGAUGAGAACUUGGAAUUCAAGUUGACAGUCGGCAACCUUAAAGACCGGAAGAAGCGUGGUAAUUUUGCCAUCUUCAACGACGAUGGCUAUGCUAGAGUCCAGCAUCAGUCACAGUCGCUUGUGUCUGAUUUGGAUGGUACUCGAUCACGUCCGCCUCUAGCACAGAGCUACAUUCAACCGUCUCCAAAUAGGCAGCAGAUGCAAUUCAUGACUACCCCGUGGUUGCAACCACAAUAUCAGCAGUCAGCUUCGUAUCAUAGCAUGUAUACCUCGAUUGGCCACCACAGUCUUCACCGCGAGUCUGGCGACGGGCUUGGCAUGGGAAAGGAGAACGUGGAACCGAGCUUCGCCGCCACUACCAGUAGUUCCACCGGCUAUGCCAAAGCUGCGCCUAUGGGUCAAGCACCUGUAAGUGCCCAAGACCAUUUUCGCAGCAUUCAGGCCCCUAGAUUGGGUAGCAGUUUUGGACUAGGUGGACUCAACAUGUUUGAUGACCCAUUUGGCUACUCCGCAAAUCCACUGACUGCGGCCUUUCAACAAAUGCCGAGCACUAUGGAGACACCCUUCUUCACGGGAGCAUACCCAUACUCGGCUGACGCUGUCGCCGACAACACGAAGGGGGUUAUGUCUCCCAAUGGAACGGUUUCGGACGGUGAUGGACACGAAAACGGCCAAAAUCUGUUUGCUACAAGCGAGUAG
Messenger RNA from Endocarpon pusillum Z07020, 1728 nucleotides. RefSeq lists its product as uncharacterized. The record is from RefSeq and is a predicted model, not a curated record. The transcript is spliced from 2 exons. Lineage: Eukaryota; Fungi; Ascomycota; Eurotiomycetes; Verrucariales; Verrucariaceae. Bases 1 to 1728 code for a protein of 575 amino acids.